Exserohilum turcica Et28A is the source of this 614-nucleotide messenger RNA. RefSeq lists its product as uncharacterized. Gene Ontology annotation, biological process: mitotic sister chromatid biorientation. Gene Ontology annotation, cellular component: mitotic spindle polar microtubule; DASH complex; mitotic spindle. The transcript is spliced from 2 exons. NCBI's taxonomy places the organism in Eukaryota, Fungi, Ascomycota, Dothideomycetes, Pleosporales, Pleosporaceae. The coding region runs from base 90 to 560 and encodes 156 amino acids. The record is from RefSeq and is a predicted model, not a curated record.
GCGACUCUUCGCAGCGUGGGCGUGCGGCCUCUGCCUCGGGCAAUGCCCUCGAAGGCCUCCAGGAUGGCUUCGCCGAGCUGAGCGACGCAAUGGCCGACCUGGAGCAGAACUUUGUGCAGCUGCAGCUGAUGCACGAGAGCCUGGCGCGCUUCUCGGAGAGCUUUGCCGCCUUUCUCUACGGCAUGAACAUGAAUGCUUUCUGUGUCGACUUUCCAGAGGCCCCGAUACCCGAAUCCUUCAACCGGCCACAGAACCACCCCGACGGCGGGGCGCCCAACUUCAACCGCUCGCAGGGGCCAGAGGACAUGGAGGCGACGUUCCUGACCACCGACACGUCCUUUGUCGAUCAUCCCCCGAGCAGCAAGAUUUCGUCCAAGUUCCAGCCCCCGCAAACGCCCGCGCCCGCCUCCAAAACAUCCGGCUUACCAAGAGGGAGGGGAGGUAUCCCGCGGGCUGGUGGACGUGGCGGCAUCCCGACACGCGGAGGCACAACACGAGGCACAAGAGGCGGUACGGGCAUCGCGAGAGGCGUUGCUGCGCGGGGAAGAGGGGCGCGAUGAACAAGUCAAUCGGCCAUGGGAGGGUUGGAAUGUUGCACUGCGAUACCCAGUUGA